Culicoides brevitarsis is the source of this 477-nucleotide messenger RNA. RefSeq names its product putative defense protein 3. Bases 1 to 477 code for a protein of 158 amino acids. The transcript has 2 exons. Lineage: Eukaryota; Metazoa; Arthropoda; Insecta; Diptera; Ceratopogonidae. The record is from RefSeq and is a predicted model, not a curated record. Gene Ontology annotation, cellular component: membrane.
AUGUUUCGUGUCAUAAUUCUCGUGUCAGUUGUCGCGUCGCUCGUCGAUGGCUUUCCGGAUGGCGCUCCCGCCGAUACUUGCGUCAAAUCGCGCUUCAAUCAACCGCAUCACGGUCAAGCCAAAUCGCAACCUCUCGAAACUUCGCCAUAUCAAGUCGUUGCCAGCACCGACGUUUAUCACGCCGGACAACAAAUCGAGUUGACAAUUUCGGGUCACGACGUUUUCCGUGGAUUUUUCUUCCAAGCACGCGAUGCCAACACCAACGAAUGGAUCGGAGAAUUCCUCCCGAGCGCCAACACCAAAACGAUUCCCGAAUGUUCGAGUGUCACGCAUGCCGAUCCGAAGGACAAAACGCAAGCUCGUCUCAUUUGGCAAGCGCCAAAAGACAAACAAGGACACGUUUUUUUCACCGGAGCCGUUGUGAAGGAUUACGGAACAUUCUGGGCGAACAUCAUUGCUCAAGUGCCAGCUCAUUAA